Loxodonta africana (African savanna elephant) is the source of this 10369-nucleotide messenger RNA. RefSeq names its product carbonic anhydrase 5B (gene CA5B). Gene Ontology annotation, cellular component: mitochondrion. Bases 6560 to 7480 code for a protein of 306 amino acids. The transcript is spliced from 8 exons. NCBI's taxonomy places the organism in Eukaryota, Metazoa, Chordata, Mammalia, Proboscidea, Elephantidae. The record is from RefSeq and is a predicted model, not a curated record. Gene Ontology annotation, molecular function: zinc ion binding; carbonate dehydratase activity.
GAUGGCUCUGUGCGCGGACAGCGGCCCGGGAGCCAGCGGCUAGGUUCGCGCUACGGAGAAACGCUCAGUGUCAACCGGUGUGGUCCGCACCCCCUGUACCCUCUAGUGACGUCACUACCUAAUGAAGCCCACAAAAACUCUGGACACAGAAGUUUAAUGGGAUUCCUGGUUGAUGAAAGACAUCAGUGCGCUGGGAAAGGUAAUACAUCCUUUGGGACAUGGAAACUCUGUGCUAGGAACCCUCCCAGACCUCGUCCUAUGCUUCUCUUCAUUUGUAUCCUUUUUUGCCAUAAUAAAGCUGUAAUCCUAAGUAUAGCACUUUCCAUCAGCCCUGUGAGUCAUUCCAGUGAACUAUCAAACCCAAAGGAAUUGUUAAAGCCAGCAGGUAAGAAAACAGGGGGCUGGGAACUCCUGAGCUUGCAGCUGGUAUCCUGAGGGGGUAGAGGGAACCCCUAAAAUUGUAGCCAAUAGGUGAGAAGUGAGAGAGCCCAGGGAGGGAUUCCCAAGCUUGUGGCUGGCAUCCCAAAGAGGUAGAAGGAAACUCCAAAUUUGUAACCAAUGAGUUAGAAGUUAGGGAGCCCAGGGGACUACCAAGCUUGCAGCUGACUUCCUGAAGGGCUAGAGGGAAACCCUAAAUUUGUAGCCAGCAGGUCAGAAGUGAGGGUGCUGUGUGGACCCCCAAACUUGUGGCUGACAUCUGCCUUUUUGGCAGUCUGAAGGACGGUGCCCUUUUAACUUGUGAGGUCUGACUUAGCUCUGAGUGGCUAGGGUCAGAGAAGGGUUUACGUGGGCAGCUGGUGUCAGAACUGAACAGAGAAGUAAAAAGUGGGGAUUUGAUUUAUAUUGAGUAUUAUCCUUGAAUCUUCCCAGCUAGGUUGUAAGCAAGAAAGGAGUCUUUUUCCGCUUCUUUGCCCAUCUCUCCCUGAUACGUAGCACAUGGGCCUUGGGAUUGUUUAUUGACUAUACCCAAAGUUCCCCCCAUUCCAACCCGAAUUGUUCUCUCCGGCCUUGGCACUUGGUGCCUGGCUUCAAUGUCCUCUUCAUCCCUGAGGUUUUUCCACUGUCCUUCCACUUUGCCCCUCCUACUGAAACUGUCUUUCUCAAGAUACAUGGUUCCAGUGUGCCACUUCCUCCCAAAACCUUAGCCUCUGCCCUCUGUGUCCUCAGUGCUCUAAGUGAAGGCUCGUAGUACAUCCAGCCUUGACUAAGAAGUAAGUGUUUAAAUAGUUUCUCCAGGUAGAUUGUACACUCAUGGGAGUGGGGAGACAGCAUGUCCUUCGCUACUUUACACCUAGCUCAGAGCUUUGCCCAAGAUAACCACUCGUUGCUUCACUUCAGAACUGGAAGUCCAUGGCAAGGAAGCACAGAAUGAAGGCAAGUGUUCUCCAUAUCUCUUAGCAGUUUUAGAAAUUUCAUUUUAGUAUCAAAUGAACCUCAUCAGAGGGAAUCCUGUUUAGUUGCAUUGCUUGAUGGUAUUGGCUUAAAAAGAAAAAAAAAUUAAGCACCAUCCAAUAUAGUACAAAGUUCCUUAGUGGUUAACAGGGCCGGGAAGGUGAGGGAAAAGGGGAGUUACUGCUUAAAGGACACUGAGUUUCUGUUAAGGGAUGAAAAAUUUUAGGAACAGACAAUGGUGAUGGUCGCACAACGUGAUGGACAUAAUUAGUGUCACUGAAUCAUACACAUAAAAAAAUGGAACUGUUUUGUCAUACAUAUUUUUACCACAGUUUCAAAAAAUAAAUAAAAGAUGACUGUUCAACAAUGACUACAAAAAAAUGAAGACAUUGAAAGAAGGGAGGAAAAAAAAGAAUCCUCCAAACGUCUUUCUAUUUUUUUAGUUUUUGCAUUUAAAUCGAAAAAUUUAGGAAGCUGAUUUAGUCUAACCGUAACUUGCAUUUAUGCAACACUUGGGAGUUUUCUCAGCCCUUACCCCAUUUGAAGUCACAGGAAAAGUCAACUUAGUUUUCAGUCUUACUGAACAACUGUUUUUUCGGCCCCUCUGGUCUGGACUUCUGCGUAAGUUUAGGGGUGUACAUUAAGUCUUGAUCUAAAAUGUUUCUAUUCAUAUGAUCCUUUUACUCUGCUUAACUAGAGUGAUAAAUUAGGCAGUUUCAUGCUAAUCAUAGUCUUACAGGUUAGAAACAAGCACAAGCCUCACCUGAGGUCACAUCCAAGCUUUUUAUGUGGAGAUAUCAGGAGAAUAGUAAAGGGUUUUGACUAAGGUAUUACGCUAGGUUCUAAGUGGUGGUUCAGUGGUUAAGUGCUCAGCUGCUAAUCAAAAGGUCAGCAUUUCAAACCCAGCAGCCCCUCCACGGGAUUUGUAGAGAUUAGAGCCCUAGGAAACCCUAUGGGGCAAUUUGCUCAGUCACACGGGGUCACUAUGAAUGACUAUGGGUCAGAAUCGUUUCAAUAAAAAAAAAAAAUUCAAUGGCACCUAACAAAAACAGCAGCUUUUGAGAAGCUUGUUGAGUUACUGGGCUUUUCUGCUCUUUUUCUUUAAUUUUGAAAAAUUGAUAAUUUUCAGAUUCUGUCAAUAAACUAUCAUCAGAGGUUAUUUCAUAAAGAUAAUUUUUAUGGGAAAGAAACUGAAUUAAGAAGAUAUUUUCCUAUAAAAACAGAAUCAUGGAUAAAAUCGAUAGGAUGUCUGGGCAUUCUUUCAAAAUAAUCCAGGGCAGGGGGGAUGGGAGGAUAUAAAUAAUCACACUUGGCCAUGAAUUCAUAAUUCUUAAAAUGGGGUAUUGGACACAUGGACACAUUGCCCCAUUGCCGUCGAGUUGAUUCCAACACAUAGUGACCCUCUAGGGCAGUGUAGAACUGCCCCAUAGGGUUGCCAAGGAGAAACUGGUGGAUUUCUACUGCCGACCUUUUGAUUAGCACCUGAGCUCUUAACCACUGUGCCACCAGGGCUCCAUUGGGUACAUAGGUGGUUAUUAUAUUGUUCUCACGAUAUUUGUAUAAGUUUGGAGUUUUCCGUAAAAAAAAGUUAAGGAAAAAAAAAAAGAAUCAGAUUUUAAAUUGAGGUGGCUAUUACUCUGAGCCUGUUCAGUUGUUUUACUUAAUGAAGCUCUUUGAAAAGGUGCUCUUACCUGGCUCCAGACACUGUCAAGAUAAUACCUUGAAAGUUUACUAGCAGUCUGUCUUGGCAAUCCUGAGUCAAACUUUUGCUUGUCUUGAACACUGCGAUUUCUUCUCUGCUCAGACAUUUCAGCGUACACACUCCCGCCAAUAAUGUAUGUACAUAAACACACAUAAAAAAUUAAACAGGUGUGAUUUUAGCUCUGAGAAUUUAAAACCUGGGAAUACAGACAUACUUUGUGUCCCUGGCCUAAAGACCCCAGGUGGGCAACCAGGCAAGGAGGUAGGGAGCCCCAAGAUUCGAACUUCCUGCCAGGCCCCUGGAAUGGGGACAUGCGUCCCCGAGUCAGGCCCUGUAUGAGCAAAGCCAAGCCUGCAAGGGAGCCCGGGACGGAGCCAGAAGGCUGGCUCCUGGCCUGCUGUGCUUCAUUUUCCAGUGACUGUCCAGGCAGACGGCUUGCUGACAGGCAGUUUAUGAGUGAUGCCUUGGAGUGCAGUAAUGCGAACUGGUGGUGCUUCUGCUUUCGUUGGACACGCCCUAGCCGGGCAGGACUGAGUCUCUGACCACAUGGGUGCAGCUUCUCCCUCUAGCUCCCAUGUAGCCGGCUCCCGGGCAGCAGCACAGGGGAGAGGAGCUAACGCCCAGCUAACUGAUGGCCGGGAAGUACCUGAAGGGAGAGAGGGUGGAACCAGAAUGCUUGCCUCCUUGUGCAGCCUCCCUCAGGAUUGUCAUGUGGCUUUAUGUAUUCUAUGCCCUUCUUCCAAAGAUAAGAACUAAUAAAGGUCAGAUAGGUAAGUGAAAAAUGUCUUUAGCGCCCCCUCAGUGUCUCCUUUUGUGCCUUCCUCCCCCCAACUAAAACCAAACCAAACCCGUUGCCAUCGAUUUCAACUCAUAGCAACCCUAUAGGACAGGAAAAACUGCCCCAUAGGGUUUCCAAGUGUUGCAGGGCAAGGCUUCCCAGCUUGGGACUAAGCACUACCUAGGUUCUUGCCUUCUACCAACCAAGAAUGACCAGGAGAGGCUCAGAGGUUCCACAGGAACAAAGGUUUAUUAGUGACAGAAAGAAAGUAAAAGGCUUGUGAGGGAGAGACGGAGAGAGGCUUCUACCUACGCUAGCCUCCAGUCUCUCUCCGAACGGAGGUUUUUCUGGAGUUUAUAAGGGGUUUUAGGUGGGAAGGAUGUUAUGUUUUAUUCACUGCUUUUGGGGGGGGAAGGCAGGUCUUGCUGAGAAGUAGAGGGGUUAAAGAAAUGAGGUGCGUGCGCAUCUGGGGUCCAAGGUGGAGUCAGUUUGGACAGUGUUACGUCACUACUGCGCAGUCUCUGUGGCCACUUGGCACCCAUUUUCACUGCACAUGUCCCGGGGAUCCUCUAAUUCUGUUCAUCUUUGGAAAACAGCUUGUAGGAUAUGGAGAACUGCAUGGGUCAGGGUCCAGGAUGUGGGCCUUUUUGUGACACCACCCCCUAUGGUGGAGUCCUGAAAAACAACUUGCAAGAGAAAUAUGCAAAGCUUUGUGCCACCUGGGCUGCAUGUGUGGGUUAUCUUGUAACACCACCCCCAGGAUAGAGUCCCAGAUCAACGGGCCAGUUAUUCCCACCUUGAGGUUGUCCAGCCUCUGUCCCUGUCUCACAAGGAGGGGCCGGUGGAUUUGAACUGUCAACCUUUUGGUUAACAGCUGAGCUCUUAACCACUGCUUAAGCAGGGCUCCAAACUGUCCAGAGCGCUCCUUGUGGCAGGAGAAGGCCAAGUCUGAGGUCGCACUACCACUCUGGUGUGAAUGGGUUUGGGGUGUGCUUCCUUCCCAUAAGAUGUGUGAGCUUCAGCAGGCUCCUCAGAGGAGAAAUUAAGCACCUGGAAGAUAGGGAUCAUGCCUUGUUCAUCUUUUUUUUUAAUUCAUACAACAUAAGAUUCACCAUUUUAAAGGGUAUGGUUCGGUGGCAUUUAGCACAUUCACAGCGUUGUACAGCCACCUCCUCUAUCUAGUUCCAGAACAUUUCCAUGAGCCCCAAGGGAAACCCCAUACCUGUCAGCAGUCAGUCCCAGUUCCCCCAUUCCCCUUUCCCACAACCGUAAACAAACACUAGUCUACUUUCUCUCCAUGGAUUUGCAAUCACGCAGUAUGUGUUUUUUUGUGUCUGACUUCUUUCACUCAGCAUCAUGUUCUCAAAGUCCAUCCACAUUGUAGCAGGUAUCAGAACUUAUUCCUUCCUAUGGGCUUGUCCAGCUUUGCAUCGCAGCGCCUAACACAGUGGCUGGACCAAAGUGAACAACAGCAACUCGGAUGGAGGGUGGGUAGGAUUAACCAGGCACAGGUGAAAGGAGAGGGGCCCUGGGGACGGAAGAACAUCUGCACAAGCCCUGAGCCUGGUGGAGCUUUGGGACUUGGAAGAACUAAAGUCCACGUGGCUGGUGAGAGGAGGCAGCGGGGACAUGGACAGGAGGCUGGAAGCUCGGGAGGGCUGGGUCACGGUGUGGGUUACGUGGUCCUGCAGCCAGGCAUGCUCCUGGUUGCUCAGAGGGUGUCCCCAACCAGCUGUCUGAAUGCAUCCCAAGCAAUCACCCUAAACUGUUUGACAUCUAGAGUUGCAGUGAUGUGUAAUCAAGAAAAAAAAUUUUUCUUUUUUUCAUUUCGUAACUUAUUUGUUGAAAUGGUACAAGGACAGGAGUUUGCAGGGAAAAUGGAUGGAGCAAUAUGGAUAGGGGGAGGCUAUGGGUCUCAGCUAACAUGACCAUGAUUUCACAACGCAGCAGUGGGUGUGGGGAAGCAGUGUGUGCUGCGACCCUCUGUGAACUGUGGGAGGUGCAGGUGUCUAGGCGAAGUCGGAGUGUGUACUCAGAGUGAACCUACCUGUAGAUUAAGUCAGGAUUACCUUCUCCACUUUCCCAGGUUUCAGGGACAUGGCGUGACACCUAAAGCUGGCCAAGAGUCACAGAUAAUGUUUAAACUCAGAUUCCAGACCCACCCAUAACUAUUUUGGCAGGAUGUAUCUGGCUUUUUCAGUGCAACCUAGAAGCAGGCCUAUUAUUUUGACUCAGAGUGCCUGGAGGGAGCUUAAUCUUUGUUUUCUUCCUACAGGCGAGAUAACUAAGUAGAGUUUCCGCAAGUCUACUUUUUAAAAAAAUGUUAAGAAACCGUCCUCUAAACAGUCUUCGUUCUUGUUCAUAAAGAGAAGCCUUUCCCUGGCCCUCUAAUGUUUGUCAGCCCCGAGGGAAAGGCAGAGAGCUUGAGUCAGUCCUCCUGGGCCCUGCCUUCCUCUGGGUCACCAUUGAGUUUGAGGAGCAAGAGUGAAUAGCAGAUUAACUCUCCUUUGGGGCACUCUCCCUCCCCAGGGCGUGUUCUAAUAGUCUGAAUGUUGUCCUCCUACUUAGGGGUGGCCACAUGAUCUUAAAUCUUGGUGGUUUUCAGCUUUUUCUUCUCUGCCCUUCUGUCACUAGGGUGUUAGGUUCUUGCAAGUUAUUUGGACACUGAUCAAGAUUGCAAGCUAAAGAUGGUGCUGAUAGCUAGCCUUCGGCUCCUUUGUCAAGCAUUUCCCCGCACAAUGCCGUGGACAAGGAUCCGGGUCCCCAGGCCCGCUUCAAGGCGGCCCUGCAGCCUCUACACCUGCACUUACAAAACCCAGAACCGAGCCUUGCAUCCGCUCUGGGAGAGCAUGGACCUGGUUCCUGGGGGUGAUCGACAGUCGCCAAUCAAUAUCCGGUGGAGGGACAGUGUUUACGAUCCCAGCCUAAAACCUCUCACCAUCUCUUAUGAUCCAGCCACCUGCCUCCACGUCUGGAAUAACGGGUACUCUUUCCUCGUGGAAUUUGAAGAUUCUACAGACAAAUCAGUGAUCAAGGGAGGACCCCUGGAACAUAACUACAGGUUGAAGCAGUUCCAUUUUCACUGGGGGGCCAUCAACACCUGGGGCUCCGAGCACACCGUGGACAGCAAAUGCUACCCGGCGGAGCUGCACUUGGUGCAUUGGAAUGCAGUCAAAUUUGAAAGCUUCGAGGAUGCGGCACUGAAGGAAAACGGUUUGGCUGUGAUAGGAGUCUUUUUAAAGCUAGGCAAACAUCAUAAAGAACUGCAGAAAUUGGUGGAUAUGUUGCCAUCAAUUAAGCACAAGGACACCCUUGUGGAAUUUGCGUCAUUCGACCCUUCCUGCCUGAUGCCCACCUGCCCGGAUUACUGGACCUACUUGGGGUCUCUGACCACCCCGCCACUCUCCGAAUCCGUCACCUGGAUCAUUAAGAAGCAAGCAAUAGAGGUUGAUCACGACCAGCUUGAACAAUUUCGGACCCUGCUUUUCACAUCAGAGGGGGAGAAAGAGAAAAGGAUGGUCGACAACUUCCGCCCCCUUCAGCCCCUAAUGAAUCGCACAGUCCGCUCGUCCUUCCGUCACGAUUAUGUCCUGAAUGUACAAGUAUAACCCAAGCAGCAGACCAGCCAAGUACCCCCUAAGACGUUCACAUCUAGGCAGCAUCUUAAUACAUGUUACCUUUUAAAAACUGUUAACUAGACUGUUCUAAACGGCUGCACUUUACUAGUAAUUGAAUGUAAUCAUAGAUGCCCAUUUCCUGGUACGGGAGCUUCCCAUCAAUCUCUGCGGAAAGAAGCUCUUUGGUCAACAGAUUCUUACUUUUAUCGAUAAUGAUAUUUAUCACCGAAGUACCAGCAAGACACACAAGAUUCUCAUCUUAUAGCAACCAGUUGCUGAUGGUGAUAUCUUUUUAGGUCUGACUUUUCUGAGCUGCCGUUUUAUGUUUAUCAGUUGGUGGUUCUAUAGAGAUACAGGUAGGGAUGAUCAUCAAGGUGUUUGGCACUGACCACACAGAACACCGGCCUGUGAGAAACAGCCAUCAGCCCAGACUGGAGCGUCCUGGCUGAACAUGGGCCUUGGUCUGAGGUGUAAUUUAUUUCAGAACAUGAAUGUAUACUCUUGUAUAAGGGCUUCUCAAUGAGUAUGUUGGCCGUGACCUUUCAUUGUCGUUGCUAGUACUUGAUAUGCUCAUUAUCAAUUUAUAAUGUAGAAAAUGUAUUUGGUAAUCAGAAGCAAACAAGGACUUUAACUUAUAUCCUAGAAUCCUUUUGCCUUCCCGAAGAUCAGAUAUUUUAUUUAAAGGCUUGCUCAUGUAGAAAGCAUAGGCAGAACAUUUGAAAGAAAGUGCUUAAAGUGCCUAGAACUUAGAAUUCUUUCAUGGCACAUUUACAGAAAUGUUUUUCAAAAGAUUAAUAAUCAAAUAGUCUAUAGCUUAUGGCAUUAUUUUGCAUUAUUUGUACAGUGCUUUAUAGAAUAUGACGAUAAUAUUUUCCACAAUGAAAGAGCUGCCUUGACUUCCCUUUAAAGCUGUCUGAAUGUUAUUUAGUCAUUAGUUGAGGUUCUUUGUUGGCAAGGCAGGUGAUCAACUUCGAUCUCCCAAUUUAUACAGUAGUUUAGAAGAUUUUUGUCGCAGUAAUAGGGAGAUUUUUUUUAAUAGGGAGAGAAAUGUACCAGAUAGGCUGUAAUCUGUCAUCCCACAUAAUUCUGAAGACUACAUGCCACUGCCGCCCUAGCGCUACGUCUCUUGGAAUAUUUCCAGCUGCCUAGAAACCUGUGUUCAUUCAGACUCAGUGUUGCAUCAGUAACUAGUAAUAUUUUUUUCAUCAACAGACUAGUCAUCAAGUCUGCAAGAUAGGGCUGGAGUUGUAUGUGGAAGCAUUUGGAGAUACCUCUGUUCCAUAAAAAGAGGGUGAAGAUAUUUGCUUCUAGGGUGCUUGCCCUCUUUGGGAAAGGGAAGCAUGUGCACCCUAGGAAAUGCGUAAGAACCCUUGAAAAGAUGAUGUUAGCUGCCAUCAAGUUGGCCCCCAACUUGUGGUGACCCCACACACAACGGAACCAAAUGCUGCCCAGUCACCAUCGGUUGCAGUUAGACCAUUGCGAUCCAUAGGGUUUUCACUGGCUGAUUUUUUGGAAGUAGAUCACCAGGCCUAUCUUCCUACUUAAAAAGAUAGAGUAGGUUUUUUUUAAUUUAUGUUAAUUUUAUGCAGUUGAUCUGCUUCAAACUACAGUUAUCUUUAAAAGGGGAAACACACAAGAUUGGCAUUUUCCAGGGCACCCAGCCUUCCUACCAAGGCCUCUUCCAAAAUCUUAGUAUAAAACUCUAUUGUAGUGGAUGUUCCAUGUUGGAGUGAGGUCUGAUGUACAGAAUCCCUGACUUGCCCUUAUACCUUAGGGGUACAAAGGAUGCUGUGUUAGUAGGUGACUGUGUAUCCUGGUUUGCCACUCCUGAUUGACUUCGCGUGUUCUCCUGAUGUAAUUAUUAACAGCACCUCUCACUCUCAACCAUGGCCUGGUUUGCACAAUAAAUUCUGUGGUCCCUUUCCCCACAGAGGUUAUGGAAAUAGCCUUGGGGAUGUGAUUUCUUCAGUGCCUUAGUCAUGUGAACCCCCCAAAGAGGCACUCUAAUUCCUGGCACCUGAUACACCCUAGCAAGAAACUUUUUACGUUUUUAUGCCCUCCCAAAAGUGUUUUAUGUGUACCUUCCUAGACAGAAGCGGAGACACGGGCUUGCAGUCUGUCAGAAGGCUGGAGAAAGAAUUUUUGUAUUAAAAUUGCUGCUCACCUUCCUUGAAUAAGAUUAGAUUAAUAAAACUGUUUCUUUAUAAUAUUAACAUUUGUUGAAUGACUUUUCCUUUUAGUUCUUUGGAGUAUAUGCCCUUUGCGGUGGAGUCAAUUCCGACGGAUAGGGACCCCAUGUAUUACAGAGUAGAGCUGCUCCAUAGGGUUUUCUUGGCUGUAAUUUUCACAGAAGCAUAUCACCAGGCCUUUCUUCUGCAGUACUACCAGGUGGGUUCGAACUGCUAACCUUUAGGUUAGUAGUCGAGCACAAACCCUUUGUGCCACCUAGGGACCAUUUCGGGGUAUAUAAGAUGUCUGUAAAAUUACUGAGACAUCUUUUAACAUGUAGAUCAGAAAGUGACUGGAAAGCUCAGACAGGAUUUACAGGUAGCCCCCGGCUUACGACAUAUCCGAGUUAUGACAAACUGCACAUACAACUGUUUUUUGUUUGUUUUUACGUCUUAUCAUUAGUAAUAUGUACAACAUAUAAUUUUGCAGGACGUAAUUUACUGAUGUUAUCAUUUGCAGAUGUUCAAAGAUUGGAUUUAUAAAGAUACUGAUAAUAAAAGGGAAUAAUAAUGAAAAGUAAAGAAAAAAAGUGGUACUCGACUUACGUCAGAACUGACUUAUGAUGGAAUCAUUGGAAUGGAACCCUGUUGUAAGUCAGGGACUGUCCCUACUAGAGAAACAGUGUGGGGAACCCCCCCUACCCCGCCCCUG